Coregonus sp. 'balchen' is the source of this 1618-nucleotide messenger RNA. The record is from the annotation of a GenBank genome assembly. Lineage: Eukaryota; Metazoa; Chordata; Actinopteri; Salmoniformes; Salmonidae.
AUGCUUGGAUUCCCCACCCCAGCCACCCCCUCUCCUGCCAUGUCUCUCAGCACUACCCCAACCAAGACUCUUCUGCAGACUUCUCCACCUCCUCCUCCUCCUCCACCUCUUCCUCCUGUUUCCUCCACCCCUCUGACUUCAACCAACCACAUUGAGCAGCACAGCAACUACCCAGAGAGAGACAGCAACAACAACAACAGCAGCAGCAGCAGCAAGAAACCAGCGGAGAAGCCGCACCAUCAGAAGAAGGCCAAGGAAAGAGAAGUGGAGAACGGCGGUCGUCCACAGACCCCCAACGUCAGCAACAACAAAAAGAAAGAGAAGCCGUCUCCAGCCUCGGGCAAACCAGGACGCGAGGGUCAUCUGGAUGCAGCUCAACUACAGGCUCUUCAGAACGCACUGGCCGGCGCUGCAGACCCAAGCUCCUUCCUGGGAGGUCAGUUCCUGCCUUACUUCCUCCCGGGCUUCGCCAACAGCUUUUCGCCCCAGCUUCUUGGAGGGAUGCAGGCGGGGGGAUACUUCCCUCCAUUCGGUGGGAUGGAGAACAUGUUCCCCUAUGGUCCUGCUGCCAUCCCGCAGGCCGCCAUGGCGGGGAUGAAUCCCACCGCACUCUUGCAGCAGUAUCAGCAGUACCAGCAGUCCCUCCAGGAUUCCCUGCAAAAGCAGCAACAACAGCAGCAGCAGCAGCAGCAAAAGCAGCUUGAGCAAAAACAACACCAUCAUAAACAGCCGAAGCAGAAGCCAGCCCCUGUGAAGGCAUCGUCACCAAGUGUGCAGAGCAACCCCAAGUCUUUCAAACCAAAACAAUCUAUGGGAACUAAAGAUGACACCAACAACAACAAAUGCUCUUUGACGGAAAGCACAAAAGAACCGCCAACAGAAACCAAAAGAACCACAGACUUUCCUGACGCUUUCAUCAUUCCGUCUGUCAAGCACCAGUUCAUAUGCAGGAAGUGCCAGAUGGUAUUCGCUGACGAGGACUCCGCAGUGCAUCACCAGAAGUCCUUCUGCUACUUCGGAAACCCUUUUCCAGACCCGCAGGAGACAGUUCUUAGAAAGGCAGUGAGUAAGUACAGGUGCAUCGCCUGCAAUGUGAUGGUCAACGGGAAUGAAGCGCUUGACCAACACCUCCAGUUGAGCUUGCACAAAGAGAAAACAAUCAAACAAGCAAUGAGAAAUGCCAAAGAGCAUGCUAGAUUAUUACCUCACUCUGUCUGCUCCCCUACUCCUGACAACACCACAUCUACCUCGCAGUCUGCAGCUCCUCCUUCUAAUAACACCUUUCCUCAUCUCUCUCGCUUGGCCAUCAAGUCCUGGCCAAAUAUCCUUUUCCAGGCCACCGCCCGGAAAGCUGCUUCUUCCUCCUCCUCCCCGUCUGCUUCUCCUCUUCCUCUUCCUCCCCUUUCCUUGCCUCUAAACGGUUACCUCAACGUCCUGCAGCAGCGUCUCCAGGGGUUCCCCCACCUCCCUACCCAACGAGAGUGGUUCAGAUGAGUCUGACAACGAGCUGAGCCAGAAGCUGGAUGAAUUAGAUAAGGUGUUGGAGGCCAAGGCUAAGUCGACCUCCGGCCUAGGCGCAGGCUUCAGCAGUAUCAGAAUGGAUAUGUUCAGUGUGUAG